Messenger RNA from Erpetoichthys calabaricus (reedfish), 1261 nucleotides. RefSeq names its product NADH:ubiquinone oxidoreductase complex assembly factor 5 (gene ndufaf5). The coding region runs from base 168 to 1232 and encodes 354 amino acids. The transcript is spliced from 11 exons. Gene Ontology annotation, molecular function: S-adenosylmethionine-dependent methyltransferase activity. Gene Ontology annotation, biological process: mitochondrial respiratory chain complex I assembly. Gene Ontology annotation, cellular component: mitochondrion. NCBI's taxonomy places the organism in Eukaryota, Metazoa, Chordata, Cladistia, Polypteriformes, Polypteridae. The record is from RefSeq and is a predicted model, not a curated record.
AAGGGUCAAACAAGAUAUGGUUGCCAGCUUUACACAGUACUUGGGAGUGUUCGCUUACUAAAUUAUGUUUUUUUUAUUUAUUAGACUUGAAAAGUGAUCCGAAACUUGGAAUAGGAUGGCAAUUAAGUGGACUGCAGUGUGUAUGAAUCGGCCUUGAUAAGGACAAAAUGUACAUCUUUUUCGACAUGAGUAAAGUGUGCAGGCUGACUCGCAUGCUGUCCUUCGGCGGGUGUUUAAAUCUUAUUGGACGCCAAAGGACACCUCUUCUAAGGACAUCUUCAAGUGUCACAAUGGACGCUUUAAGGACAGGCUCAUCAAGCGCUUCAAUGAACGUUUUUGAUAGAAGCAUGAAAAGGAAACAAAAGGCUUGGGCAUCGGCUCUGGUAGAUGCUGAUAAAUACGAUUACUUAAGAAACGAGGUUGGCAGCAGAAUUGCAGACAGAAUAUUUGAUGUUGCGAGGACUUUCCCUCUAGCCUUGGAGAUAGGGUGUGGUAGGAGUCACAUAGUUCAACAUCUGAAUAAGGAAACCAUUGACACGCUUUUCCUUGUGGAUGUUAAUGAAAAGGCCUUGAGAAUGACAGCAGAGAUGGAUAUUCCCACCCAUAAAGUUUUAGCAGAUGAAGAAUUCCUUCCCUUCAAAGAGAAUACAUUUGAUCUUGUUGUCAGCAGCUUGAGUUUGCACUGGGUCAAUGAUCUUCCAGGCUCCUUAAAGCAGAUAAAUAAUAUUCUGAAGCCAGAUGGAGUGUUUAUUGGUGCCAUGGUCGGAGGAGACACUCUGUAUGAGCUUCGAUGCUCUCUGCAACUUGCAGAAUUAGAGAGAGAAGGUGGUUUUGCACCUCACAUAUCUCCCUACACUGCAGUUACAGACCUUGGAAAUCUUCUGGGUCUUGCAGGAUUCAAAAUGCUCACAGUGGACAUAGAUGAAAUUGAAGUAUAUUAUCCAGACAUGUUUCAAGUAAUUAAGGAUUUGCAAGGAAUGGGAGAAAGCAAUUGUGCUUGGAACAGAAAACCUAUGCUGCACAGAGAUACAAUGCUGGCUGCUGCAGCUAUAUACAAAGCAAUGUAUGGUAAUGAAGAUGGGUCAGUGCCUGCAACAUUUCAGAUCUUGUACAUGAUUGGAUGGAAGCAUCAUGAUUCACAGGUGAAACCUGCGAAAAGAGGAUCCGCCAAUGUGUCUUUUGGUGACAUUGGGAAGAUGAAUGAACUCUCAAGAAAUAAACCAAACAGCUAAUAAAAAAGGUGUUUUCUUUUUACAAUAUA